Molecule: messenger RNA, 10300 nt
Organism: Homarus americanus (American lobster)
Lineage: Eukaryota; Metazoa; Arthropoda; Malacostraca; Decapoda; Nephropidae
Product: eukaryotic translation initiation factor 2-alpha kinase-like
Exons: 17
Coding region: 101-3826 (1241 amino acids)
Biological process (GO): protein phosphorylation
Molecular function (GO): ATP binding; protein kinase activity; protein binding
Source: RefSeq, a predicted model, not a curated record
GUGAGAGUAGUGACGCAAGGUCGUGUGUGUGUUACUGGUGCAACACUUAAGACAAAUUCAAGUUAAAACUCUUUGUAUGGAAUGAUUCACGUGAUGCAAGAUGAAUCAUUGGCGCCGUGGUAUAAUACGACUCUUACUGGCCAUCUUAUUACUCUUGUUUGUGUUGUUAUUGACUUACGUGGACGCUGAGAGGGAUGGUGAUGAUGUGUCCGAGGAGAUACUUGAGGCUUCAGGGUACAGCAGGUGGGUCGAGGUCGAGGAUGACUUGGACUACCCUGAGGAUGAUGGGGACAUGAUAGUGGUGGAUGUGGAGGAUGACGAUGACCUGGAGACCAUGUACUCUAGCCCCCAUGAGUACGAGGAGGUGUACAGCAGACCUGAGUUUGAUGAGCUGCCCCACUGUCCGCAGGAUGAUGGGGUUCUACGACCGGCUGUGGUGGUGAGUACGUUAGAUGGAAGAGUGACCAGCAUGGACCUGACUACCGGAGCUGUGUUGUGGUCCCACCAGACUGGCGGCAUAAAUAAACCCAUGUUGUCUUCAUCUAUGUCAAAGUUGGAAGUAACAUCCCGCGGUGAAUGGGUACGUCUGAUUCCCUCUCUGGAUGGUGGAAUAUUCAGGUUUGAUGGUGAGGGUGUGGAGGCUCUCCCUGUGACUGCUGACACUUUACUUCACUCAUCUUUCAAGUUCAAUACAGACACUAUUUUCACAGGAGGAAAAGCAACAGAAGUUUGGGGUAUGUCAGUGGACACAGGGAGGCUUAUUUACGUGUGCAACUCCUUAGGAUGCAAACGUCAGAGAACUGCGUCAAAGCCCGCACACGUGCUGGUCAUACGACGUGUCACUCAGACAGUACGUGCAGUGGAUCCCACGACGGGGGAUGAGAGAUGGAACUUCAGUGUGGGGCAGCACGAAGUGAACCUUGCCGGAGGUGGAUGUGAGUCUAUGGGCACCAAGGACACGAGUCAUUCCCUCUUACCCACACUUCACUUUAUUGUGCCGGACGGGAUCAUCAUGGGCAUGGAUGCUGACGGUGGAUUAAUAUGGCAACAAAAGUUGACGUCACCAGUUGUAAACGCUUGGCGAGUACUGGAAGGAGAAUUAGAACAAGUUGAUUUGUUCAGCACUAGCAGUGUGCCGGCCCUGAACCCAGACACUGGCCUCCCUGACACACAGCGCGAGAGCGAUGAGGAGGACCAGCAGCUGCAGCCAGCACUGUACGUAGGUGUGCAUCAGAAACAACUGUACAUCCAGCAGAGUGGAGGGAUGCGUCAUAAGGUUAACUCUGCAGCAAGGAUAUUCACGGCUGACUCGUCCACCCAGGGUGUGUGGUGUUCACUAACCUCUCAAGUAGAAAUGCUAUACCCCACCGAGGUAAAAUUUCCAAGAGUUCAGUGGCGUCCAUACUUGGCCACUGCUCCUUCCCGUACACCGAUAGUCCAUCACAGUGGCCGCACACAUCCUCUGCUUCUCACCUACGAUGCCAAAGACGAGUCCUCCACUGCUGUAGCUGUUGCCCAUCGCAUUGAUUAUCCAUUUGAUAAUGGCUACUAUUUGUACAGUGACGAAAACACCGGCCAGGUUAAUCUUAGUCGUCCGUGGGAGAGACCUGACUCUGCAUCAGCACCAAAGGAUGAAACUAUAAUGGAUGAAGUUGCAUCACAAAUCAUUCACAUAUGUUUUCACAUCGGGCCAGAAAUGUGGAUGAAGAUUGCUUUUGGUCUUGUGUGCUAUACAUUACUUCAUUACCUGCUGUUGCAGUACAUACUCGUGCACAUGAAGCGUCACGUGACCCGCCAGGCUCUAGUCCUCGUCACACAGAUGUUACAGCUUGUGAUUCAGAAUAAUCCACAAAUAUUAGCACUUAUACAGAGGAUGGGUAUCCAACUGCCUGCCCUGCCUGCACCACCACCACCACCAGGUGAAGCUGCUGCCUCACCAUUGUCCGUCAAGACUAAUGAACUCCCAACAGAAGACAAGACUGAGUCAUCACCUGAAUAUACCUCAAGGUAUUUGACGGACUUUGAACUGGUACAGUGUCUUGGUCGAGGAGGCUUUGGUGUCGUGUUUCAAGUGCGGAACAAACUCGACGAGAAUGUUUACGCUGUUAAGAGAAUCAUCCUCCCUUCUAAGAAGUCUUCAGCUGAGAGAGUAAAGCGUGAAGUGAGAGCAUUGGCUAAGCUGAACCACAGUAAUAUUGUCCGCUACUACAACAGUUGGCUUGAGUCACCCCCUCCAGGCUGGCAAGAUGAAGUGGAUGCACUCUGGAAAAAUGGUGAUGUUAUGUCCACAUCUCUCCUCACUCCUGCUACUGAGGAGACCCACAACAAGAUGAUGGAACAAACUGGAAUUGAAAUGAAGGCAGUGCAGUUGAGAGAGAAUUCACUGGCCAUGGCUGUGGACAAGCUAAUUGGAUCUCCGUUGGACAGUUUUUCUGGGAACAUUGAAGACCAAAACAGUGAAAGUGGAUCUUACAGUGGUGAUAAGGAAGAUGAAAACUCCAGUGAUGACAGUGAAAGUGGAUCUUACAGUGGUGAUAAGGAAGAUGAAAACUCCAGUGAUGACAGUGAACCAUUUAAACCUUUGUUGCGGGAAGAUUCAUUUGAUGUUGUUUUUGAAAAUUCCUGCAAUCCAUCCAAAAAUAAAGUAAAUGGUCACAGUGAGGACUCUUUUGAUGUUGUGUUUGAACCGUCAGACAGAAGUCAGGUGACAGCAAGACACAGGAGCAAGGAAGAAGUCAAACUUAGUAAUGAAUUUACCUUUAGUAGUAACUCCUAUGAUAAUGUUGACAGUGAGCUUCAAGAGCGGGGUAUAGAAAGUAGUGUUAGUGACUUUAUUGUCUUUCACGACUCUGGCUGUGAAAGUAAAAAUAAUUUAUUUGUGCCCAGCACCCAAAAUACUUUAAGUAAUUCUAGUCAAGAUAAAAGUAGCCAAAGUACAAGUCAGCCUAAGGUUGUGAACAGGCGUCGAGUGCAGAGUCAACCAAUGCACAACAACCACAGUGUUAGUGGAGAGAGACCUCGUACUUUGAGCUUAGGGACGAGCUCAGAGAAAGUCCUCCCUCAGACUCAUAAUAAGGAAGAGGUGAAGACUCAGUACCCAAGAUCAUUCCUGUAUAUUCAGAUGGAACUGUGUCAUAAAGAGAGCUUGAAAGAUUGGUUGUUCCAGAACCAAAACCGUGGACAGAAAGCUAUAUUUACAAUGUUUAACGACAUUAUUCGUGCCGUAGAAUAUGUACAUGACAAUCAACUCAUGCAUCGUGACCUCAAGCCUUCCAACAUCUUUUUUUCACUGGAAGGCGAAGUGAAGAUUGGAGACUUUGGUCUGGUGACAACAAUAACAGAAGAUGAACAGGAAGUCAGAACUCCAUCAGACUCCCUGCCUGCAUUAUUUUCUUCUGGCAACAACCACACACAUCGUGUUGGGACCCAGCUCUACAUGAGUCCAGAACAGGUGAACGGUCAGGUAUACGACUACAAAGUGGACAUUUACAGCUUGGGUCUGAUCUUCUUUGAGAUGUUGGUGCCAUUUUCUACGGGUAUGGAGCGCCUGACUGUUAUGACACGGCUGCGCGAUGGACAUUUCCCCAAGGGCUUUGACUAUCAGUUCCCAGAUGAGUGUACAUUACUCAAGCUGAUGUUGUCAAAAGACCCGACCUCAAGACCCACCACAAGAGGUAUCCGUGCCAGAAAUCCCUUGCGUCCUCUCCAGGGUAAUGCCGUCGACGACAUACUCCCGGAGGACCACUUUCGUCUCUCUCGUCAGCGGUCACACAUCCGUUCCAGCUCUGGAUCAUUUUCCUUCUCCUCCUCAACUUCAUCUGUAUAAACAUUUUGUUCUCUGUUUCUAUGUUGUUGAUAGACUACAUGGACAGAGAUGAACAAAGGAAUGUUUGACAAUAAAAUGCAGAGAAAAGAGUAAUGAGUUAGUUUUUGUGAUACUUGAAAUUCAGACAUUUGUGAAAACAUCUAGUUAUUUGGCAAAUGUUAUUCUCCAUAUUUUGGUAAUUCAGUAUUUUGCUUAACUUAUGCCUUUCCUCCUCCUCUACAGCUUCACUCACCAGUGAGGAUGUACAAGCUAGGGUAACCCUCAGGUAGGGAUUACUGCACUUAUUACCGGUCACAUGUCAUAGUGGGAACACUUGAGGACUACUUCACACAUUUUGUACCUUGAUCAAUAUGGAAAAAUAUUGUUUGUGUGUUUUUAAGUGUUGGUGUUUGUUCACUGAUGCCAGAAGGUGUGACAAUGGCCAGGUUACUGAUCUACCUGACACUGUCCAGUGUGGGAGACUCUGUAUAAUUUCUUCAGUCUUUACCUAAAGUUCUUUAUGUAUUUUGGCAUCUAACAAGUGAAAGAGUUGUUAUUGGACUGCCUACAUUGUGUAAAGAGAAUGACAUGUGCAUGAAGCAAGUACAGUACAAUACCUGCACAAUAUACAAAAGACAAUAUAAUGUGAGUGAAACAUCAGUGACAUGGGACAGGUGAAAAUUAGGAAAGGCCAAACUGUGAAGAAAUGAGCAGGAACAAUAUUUGAAGACUGGUGUACAGUAGAGUUCAACUGUGACUGACCGCGGAGUUGUGAUACAGUUCGAAUGUGGCCAAAGACAUAGACUGUAAGUGGGAGAAACUGGAGUAAUGAUAUUUUUGCCACAGUACAGUAAUACUUUGAUGGGUGGCCAGGGCUAACUGGUACACUGCCUCACUGCCUCAUAAUAAACCGAGCAUCAGUUAAAUAAGAGAUAUCCAACAUAUCUACCAAUUGUUAAUGUUUCAUGUGUGUCUUUGUCUAAUGUAACAUAAGCCAUUGUAAAAUUGUUGGAACAGUUUUAAGUUGAAAUUAUCUUUACCAGGUAUAUUCGGUAUACAGUAUUAAGAAACUUAAUAAAAUGUCUCUUGUUUUCAGCAACAUGUUCUGUUUCCAACAAUGUACUUAUGUGCACUGAACCAUGUUGCUGCAGUUAUUAUUGUUAUCUGGAGUUUACUUGUGUUUGGACUAAAGGUUGUAAUACUCUUUAUCAUUUUCAUUAAUUAUUCUGGGUCUUGCAAGUAAGUUAACAAAAUCAAAUGAACUGUUUUAUAACCCGAGUUCCUCUGCUAGAAUAGGAAACUCCAAGGCUAUUCUAUGCAAAUUAUCUUACCAAGCAUGAGUUCUCAAACCUUUGGGCUCUUCUAAGGACGAUUUUCCAACUUGUCCUGCUGAACACACUCCAUGUCUGUCAGUGGGUACUCUUGGGUUCACACACAUGGGUGUAACACAAACAGUGUCUAAAUGGGUUUGAUUGAAAUGUCAUAGUUAAUAAUACCUGGGACCCCAAGAUUUUGUCAUUGGCAAAAGUUUGAAAAAGUACUUUAAAAAUCUCUUGAUUUUAAGCAUUUUCCAAGACUUAUUCUUCUGGAUUUAAAUUUCAUAAUCUGUUUUUCAACAUUUUAGCUUGACUUACAUACUUAAUGCUGUCUCACAGUAUUUAGGGUGACAACCUUCUCCUCCAACAUACCAUGGACUGACUAUGUGAACAUGAAUAAUGGUUCCCUAACUCACUCACUCUGGUCAGGGGAUUUAACUUGUCUCAUGGAAUUGGAAGGCCAUACUAAUGGCCAGCUGAGCUUUAGCAUACCAGGUACACUAAGUCAGAUAUGGUGAGGUAGGUGAAUUAUAUUAGUGUAGAAGAUGUAUUUUCUACUCAGCUGGAUAGUGGCAGACAGCUUAUUAGAUAUACUGUACUGUACUGUACUGUACUGUACUGUACUGUAUUGUACUGUAUAUAGAAGAUAACCUAACUGUAGCAUCAUAAACUUUGCUGUGUGCCUUAUUAUGUAUUAAUAUUUUAGAAUUAAAGAAUGUGUGUGUUGUCUCACUGUAAAUUGGAGAGAACUAUACCUGAUGAUUACGGUGAUAUUAAACACAAAACUUACUGAACUGGAAUAAAUUCUAGUUGAAAUAGUGAACUUGUAUUACAGGAAAAACAGUUUGCUUUGGGAAAAUUCAUUCCUAUAUGAACUCAUUUAUGGUAAUGCCUUUAUGGUUGUGUCUGCUCUCAAAUCAUCUCCAGUUUCCACUUGAUGUGAUCAGUAGUGUCUGCUUGUGCCGAGUAGUUUGGUGUUAAUUUCUACCAGUGUUUACAGUACUCUACAAGUCCACCUCCAGGUAUAUGUAGGGAUGCAGCAUCAACCAGUCCAAGCACUGUUACACUUCUCACACAGUUACUCCUUCAGCAUGUCUUAAACUAUCAGCUGUAAGUGUUUCGUCAGUGUAGGCUUUUCUUUAUGAAGUAACAUCCAUAAUGGAGUUUUAUUUCAUGAUAAAUGUAUCAAAUAAACAACCAAAUACUGCUGCUGUGUGCUAUGCUGUGCUGUACUGUGCUGUUAAAGAAUAGAUGUGUUUUAGUUUCUUUUUAAAAUACCUGUAUAAAUUUUUAAUGAACCUUUUAAUCACUGGACAAGCCCGGAUAUUUAUUUUGAAUUUACUUUAUUUAUUAUUAUUAUUUGUGUGUGUGUGUGUGUAUGUGUCAGUGGGCAAUGGUUGAGAAUAUUGGUGCUUUAGAAAACUUGCACUGAUCCUAAACUUUUGAAGUGGACAUUGUUUUGUUUUUAAUAUACUGAGAAGACCUGGAUCAUUGACCCAUGUUGUUGACUGUACAGGAGGAUAAUCUUCUCUUAUUUGAGGUUUAUAUUAUUUAGGUUCUCUUUAAUCACCUCCAAAGUGACCAAAAAGAAUAUGUAAAGUCAACAUGCCUGGAAACAUCAUUGUUAAAGUUCUUGAAUACUCUGAUAACUUUUCUCAAGGUUACUUUAUGUUACUAAGAGAGUGGUUAUGUAAGUGUGUAAAGAAGACGGUCUCAUCAAGUAUCAUCAUUUAGGUAGUUACUUGCAGAAAAUGUUGUGAAAGAGGAGCAUCUCCACAAAAUUUGCCGAUGACAACUUUUCUUAGAUUCUUCAAGUAUUUUAGUAUUUACAUUAUUAUCAGAACUUUUGUCUGGUUUUUAAUAUUAAGUUUCCUAUUCCACACUUCACCGGGUUGGUGGCGUUAACUGUGCCUCAGUUGUUUAGAGUAAUUAUACCUGAUUUAAAUAGAGAAGAUGACCAUAAGUUAUUAAAGUGUAAAGGUAUUUGUGUAAGAGUGUAAUAACCUGUAGAGGGUGAGAUUAUGAAUUGUGUAAGAUCAAUAGAUGACAUGACUGCAGGAUGUGGUUGUUGGAGGUGUAAACUCGCUCCAAAAAGUAUCCUUGCGAUUUUGUGCGAGACAAUACGACAAAUGAUGAAGGAUUUUGACUAGACAACAGGAGUCGUGAUGUACAUUUUGAAAUUCAUCGGACUCCUUCGUAAAGUUACUUUUUGGAGCGAGUGUACAGUACAUCUACUUAUUAAUACCCUUACGAAAGAAAGCAUACAAAUUUGUGGAAGAUGUAACUGCAUUAGAUAGAGUGCAUAAUGGUGUGAAGGCUUUGUGAUAGCCUUUAAAGUGGUUCUUCAUAAAAUGUUAUACAAUGAAAUCCUUGAAGAUUUUUAGAGUGUCACAGUAAGCUGAGACAAAUACUUGUAUUUAAUUUGUGUAGAUUUUUCAUUCAUAGGAAAAUUUAAAAUGGCUGUGCUGUGACCUAUGUUUGGUGAUGCAGGUGUAUUUUUGAUGUUAAUUAUGAAUUCUAAAUUAUCAUGUCAACUUUACUCUGAUUUUUACACGUUGUUCUUCAUUAUAGGAAGUGAGUGUUUUAAAUGGUUUGAGACCUGAAGGACAGGCAGAACUAGGAGUGGUGUUAUGGUCUGUGAUGUGAAUGCAGCUGAGUACUUUUAAUGUUAAAGUCCCAGAAAAAAGUUAAUUCACCUUGUGUGGGGGUGUAUACUGGCUGUUGAGUAGUGAGGUGAAGACUGUUGAGGCUAGACCAGCGAUGAGACAGACAAAUGUACUGAAGCAAGAGGCAUUUGGACACCCAUCUACAUGUACUGGGUAAGUUGUGUUUCAGAUAAGUAGCCUUUUUUUAUACAUAAGUUAUUGGUUGGCCACUAUAUUAUGACUGUUUUUACAACUCUCUUCCAUCUUAGAUACAGUUUAUUAGUUUAAAUGUAUUUGUGACAUGUAUAAGUGAACUAGACAUGGAACAUUCCCUCUUACAAGUGUAUAAAGAGCGUGAUAUUUCCUAGAUGUCUUUUUUCUUCUUGCCUCCAGCACCUCCCUCACCCCCAUUCUUCGACUUAUGAAUUAUACAUCCCCACACACCUUCAUUUUAUCAAAUCUUUUUCACAACCCAUUCUCAUAGUGCAUCCUCUCUGGUCAGCUGUCAAUCCGAUACUAUCAUCUCCUUUGUAUUCCAUUUACCUCACAUUACUCUCAAACAUUUCCAUUAUUUAAAACAAGAUUCCUCAGCUUUUCAGAAUUUAGACCUCAAUUUUUCCUCAUUGCAUUCUAGUCCCUUUUUUUCACGCUCCCUCGUCACAUUUCUCUAUCCGUGUAUUUCUCCGUGCACCAAUUGAGCUACUCCAUGGUUUAAUUCAUCGUCCGCUGAUCGUUGAAACAAAUGCUCUCACAAACCUAAGACACCUCACUGUCUAUAUUAUCUUCAAUCAAACUAACAUGAUCUUUUUACUGAUACAUAAAACCCAUAAUCUUGUUCCUCCCUUUCUCUAGGAACAUAUCACUCACACUCUUUAACACAAACACUUAAACCAAUCACCCUCUUACUUUCCGGAACCCACACCGUGUUCACUAUAGUUCUCUCAAUACAGGGUAGUUACUUUACUUUACACGUAACCCAAGUAGAUUACAUCACUAAAACACGGCAGCUGAUCAAAGCAGGCAUUACCCUCUGUAUUUUUUGCUGUCACUCCUUAUCAUCUCUACCAUUAGUUCCUCAUUUGAAACCAACUUGUUACUUUUAAUAUCUUUGGUACAGUAUUUUCUCCAUUGUCUUUAUCUGCCAGUAUAUUUUGCAUUCUUUCACCAGUUUUCUUAAUAUUCACUCUCUCCUCUCUUCCUUAUUUGCAGUUGUUACAUAAGUUUCCUCCUUCACGGGUAGAACCAUUCUCUCAUCUGCCAGUCAUCUUCUCGCGUUAUAAUGACCUGUUGUCGUGUGUCUUUGCCGUGUUUUAUGAAGUUUGAUCCAUAAUCCGGUCCCAUACUUCCUCAAUUGCUCUCUCUCCUCAUCCCCAUUAUUCAUUGUACAUUUACUCAUUUUUUCUUGGUCAUUCCUUUCAAUAUUUCAACCACAUAUACGGGCAGACUUCACAUAACAGACAAGAUACGUUGAUGAGGAAGGUCCGUUAAGCAAGGUUACGUUAGACGGGGCUUCACCGUAAAGAGCACUGCCUCUACUGUACUUUCAUUUGCUCACGAAAUCUUACAACUUCUUUAUCUAUUCUUCGAUUGACUUUCGCCUUUACCUUUUCGAUGAAACAGUGGUCAGGUUAAUCCCUGCACUGCCCCACGUACAUUUAAUUUUUCUUCUUCACCAUCACUUAAUCUGACAACCUUAGCUUCUCCAUCGUCAUAAAUGUUCUUGUAUACUGUUUAUUGAGGUUGAGGAUGUGAUAGACUACACUACAGAAUGGCUGAAGAUGGAUUAAGGUGAAUUGUUUGUAGGGGGUUAAUUUACAAGGUACAGUGGUCGGUGGAUACUGUAGUUGUAGAAGGGAAGGUGGUAGAGUACAGUGUCGGCCAUAUUGUCAUGAUGCUGUAUACUUUAUACUCUUGUAGGAAAAACAUAUUAAUUUUGUCCUCUUGUAUUACUUUCAUUUUUAACAUUAUCAUAAGUCCAUGGGAAGUUUGGGUUGGCUAAAGUAUGAAAGUUUUCUUUUAUAAACUUUCCUUGCAGGUACAAAUAGUGUGUGAAACAAGUGUGAUAGUGAAUAAUAUACUGUAUGUAUGUAUGUCUGUAUAAAAACAGUACAUAAUUCAUUUUUUUAGUUGAAGUAAGAUACAAAUACAUUUUUUUCUAAAUGAUUUUGAUUGUUAGUUGUACAGUAACGUGUGAAGAUGACACAUUGAAGAGGUACCUUGGUUGGCUGUGUUGUGCAGUGUGUGAAGGAGAUUGAUUUUGGUGAAGUACUGUACAGUAUUUUUUUUUGUAGGUGUAUUUGUUAACCAGGUGAAUAUUAUUAACACAACUUGGGAGAUGAGACGCUGUUGCUGAACCAGUAGAUGUGACAAGUUGUGUCGUUCUAAUUGUGUGGGUCACCAGGUGUGUGUAUCUUGCUGUCCACACUUGUGGUCUUCACGGUGGUUAUUCUCUACCAUAAGUGAUCUCAACGCAAUGUAUGAGAUGUGAUUAAAAACAAUUAAAGUGAAAAAGUUAUUUCAGUAUUUUACAAAAA